AAUAAUGCAGAAUAAAUCCCGUUUAAAUAAAAGGGAAUGGAGAAUAUUUCAUACAAACAACGAAUUGAGUAAAUUCCAAUGCAUUUUUAACCAUGAAAUACCGAUACCUAAAUGUGAUCCAAAUACUUUAUAUGCGUUAAAUAUGCCAUUAAAAGGGAGAUUGAAGAAUUUUUAUCGAGCCGGUUAUAAAGGAAAAAAGUUGCAGUAUGUUAACGAAUUAAUGAGAAAAAUUCAUAAAUUAACCAUGAUAGCUUCGAAAAAUCACCAAACAAUUGAUAUAUUUGAAACGAUUAGGAAUAUAAUUCCAAAAGAAUUUCUUGGAACAUCUCACCAUUACAAAUUGUAUUUGAAAAUUGUUAAAAAAAUCCUUUCCCAGUCUAGAAAUGAGCACAUUUUCGUUAGAGACAUAAUCAGGAAUUACAAUUUCAACGAAAUACCUUGGUUGAAAGGUUUUAACCAAAAACAACACAUUAAUUAUUUAUAUUUCCCUCUCAUUUGGAGUUUGGACGCUGUUAAAUAUCUAAUACGGAAACGAUUUUAUUUCCUUCCUCACCGUAUUUAUCCAUUUAGAACAGAUUUAGUCCCACAUUCGAUUUAUAAACGUUUCAAAAAAAGGGUUAUAAAUGUAAUUUUGAAGAAAAAGUAUGCAAUUCCAAUAAAUUUUGAUGAUGUUAAUAAAACGGAAAUUAAAGGGGUUGUUCGAUUUUUACCAAAACGUGAAUUAAAUGAUUUAAAAUUUCGACCCAUUAUAAAGAUGACUAAAAAACGACCAUGGGAUGUCGUUCGAAAAUAUUGUUUAUAUUUAAAAAAUUACGCCUCUAAUUUAUCUGGAACUCAAACGGGACAAUUUUAUCAACCUUGGUUGGAUUAUUUGCGUAAAAUUGGAGAUAAAAAAAUAUAUUUUGUAACAGUGGAUGUAUCCGACGCUUUUGGAAGGGUCGAAAUCGAUGUUUUAAUUCAAUUAAUUCAAAAUAUGAACGUUAAUGAAUCGACGAAAAACAUCUUAUUAAGUCACAUCACCAACCAAAACGUGACCUUUACAAGAACACAUAAAACGAAAACUCAAAUUUACCAAUGGAAACACGGUUUAUUACAAGGCGACCAUUUCUCGGGGGUUUUGUGUAACCUUUACAUGUCUUACAAAGAUUCCAUUAUCCUUUCUGAUUUAUUAUUGGAUAGAAACAAUUUUAUUCAUCGUACAACCGAUGAUUACAUCUUCGUAUCGAUUAAUAAAGAAAAUGUGGCAACGUUCUUUAAUAAAAUGAAAUUUGAGUACGUUCUAAAACUUUCCAAGGUUUUAACGAACGUUGAAAUAUCAAAGAAUAGAUUUAAAAAGGAUUCUCCGAAUUACCCAACGAGCGAUAAAAUAUAUUAUUGUGGGUUAAUUAUAGAUACAAACACGAAAGAAGUUUUACCCAAUUUUAACGUAAUUCCAAAAAUGAGUUUGCACGGGAAAUUUCAAAUUUGGAAUCGGAAUUAUUUGGUGCAUCAAAAAUAUUUCUUAAUAAAAUCGAUGCGAUAUUUCUAUAACAAUAAUUAUUUCAAACGAACCUUCAUGAAUGGGUUUUACAACAAACCAACGACGAUACUCGAUAGUUAUUUUAAAGCCAUGGUUAAUUUGGCGUUUAAAUUCGAUUUAGCCGUUGAGGCGAUUUAUAAUCGAAAAUCAAUUAACGAUUAUGGCCAAGUAAUAGGACAAGUUGUUCUUAUUUACGCUGGAAAAACUUUAAGAACAAUAUCGAGGUACUCGAAUAAACAUACAAAUGAGUUCAAAAUUACGUUUGAAAUGUUGGUGAAGGUCGGAUAUUGCGCGUUUUAUGUUGUUUUACGAAAACGGAAUGCGAUUUAUGAUAAAAUUAUUGGGGAAAUAAGAAGAAUUAAUAAGAAAAUUUUUAUCGGGGGUGAAUUUAACGUUAAGAAGUUUCUAAAAUUACCUAAAGAUUUUGAGGGAGUUCGAAUGGCGAGAACGGUUCAUAUACGUACUCAAUAACUUUAUAAUUUCAUUUCGCUUUAAUUUAAAUAAAUUAAAAAUAAAAA
Molecule: messenger RNA, 2037 nt
Organism: Onthophagus taurus
Lineage: Eukaryota; Metazoa; Arthropoda; Insecta; Coleoptera; Scarabaeidae
Source: RefSeq, a predicted model, not a curated record